AUCUCACUGCGACGCUCGCUCCACCACCACCCGAGCACUGCGCAUUACCUUCUAAUCCUCCGCGCAUCUCGACUUCUACGUGCGCCGCCUUUGCAUCUGCCAAAAGCGCAAUCAAGGCCGUGAAAGCACUGUCUGCUUCCUUGCGCAACUCCGCACGCUCUUUCCCGACGAAACACGCGACAAAGAGAUUCAUUGUCUUCGACCUUCCCACACUACACUCCCCAAAUUGCAGCCAUGGCCGACGACGCUGAGCUCGCCUUUCUCCAGGCGCAGCAGCAAGAGUACGACCCUUCAGUUGCCUAUACAACGAACGACGCGCCCGCCGAUCAAGAGGAAUACGAUCCUAACACGGCCUACUCCCCACAUGUGUCCGACCAGUCGGCAUCGAUGCCAGAAUCUGCAGCCAACACACCACCGCCUGCCGCUGACGGUGAGGGCGAGAUUGGGUUGCAGCCCCAACCCGCGCCAACUUCUGCUGACGCUUCCGCUGCGCCAACGCCGUCGAAGCGGCCGCGUACCGUGGGUGGUUUUGUCGACGAGAGCGAGGACGAGGACGAGGAGCCUGCUACUCAGCCGAAGGCGGCGAGCGGAACACUGCUGAAUGCUCCUGGAGCUGCUGCUGCAUCACCACAGCGUUCAUUUACAAACACACCAAACAAUACACUUCCCACACCUCAUGUACAGUUACAUAGUGCACAAGAUCAGGCUGCUGCAUCUUUUUCUGCUUCUGUCACUGUCCAAGAGCCUGUUCCUUCUAUUGCUACUAGUCUUCUCAAUGGCAAUGCGCCUGUUCCAGAUGCUACUAAGCCAGGUGCUCCAGACCCCUUGACCGUCGCUUCAGCACGCCAGUCCGCUGCUCCAGCUACACCUGCUCCCACUUCUGCUUCUUUACCAAAGGCCCGUCUUCCGCAGGACCGUGUUGGCAUCCUUGAAGACCGCAUUGCUGAAGAUCCGCGUGGUGACAUCGAAGCGUGGUUAAGUCUAAUUGAGGAGCACCGUAGGCGACAUAAGCACGAUGAUGCGCGAGCUGCCUUUGAGCGUUUCCUUGCGGUCUUCCCCACAGCAGGCGAGCAAUGGGUCGAGUACAUUGCCUUUGAGACAGAGCUUGACGAGCUUUCAAAGGUGGAGCAUAUCUUUGGUCGCUCCGUGCCGCUAGCUCCCUAUGUGGCACUAUACUCGUCUUAUAUCGACUUCAUCCGCCGUCGUUACAACUUGACCACUGACCCAAAUGGCCAAAACCGCCAAAUUAUUAUUCAGGCGUAUGAGUUCGUGCUUGGUCAGGUCGGUAUUGAUGUCGCUGCUGGAAAGCUCUGGCUUGACUACAUAGAGAUGCUCAAGACCGGGCCAGGCAUUCUUGGUGGCACGAACUGGCAAGACAUGCAGAAGAUGGACACGCUACGAAAGGUCUAUCAGCGGGCCGUUUCAAUUCCACACAACGCUACAAUGGAGAUCUGGCGAGACUAUGACAAGUUUGAGAUGGGCUUGAACAAGGCUACGGGUCGGAAACAUCUCCAGGAAAAGUCGCCCUCUUACAUGACCGCGCGAAGCGCCAUUAACGUCCUCGAUAAUAACAUUACGCGAGGUGUCAACCGAACUACACUGCCUAAACUACCACCCGCGCCGGGUUUCGAUGGGCAUGAGGAUUAUAUGAAUCAAGUCAAACUAUGGAAGAACUGGAUCCACUGGGAGAGGAGCGAUCCUAUUGAAUGCGCAACGGAUGACCGAGACCUCUAUAAUAAACGCGUGCUACAUCUGUAUAAGUGCGCUCUAAUGCCUCUUCGCUUCUGGUCAGAACUAUGGUAUGAGGCAGCCGAGUGGUGCUUCGAGAACGGAUUACCAACAGAAGGCGACAAAUUCUUGGCCGAUGGCAUCGAGGCCAACCCGGAGAGCUGCCUUCUCGCUUUCAAGAAAGCUAAUCAGGUCGAGCUUCGUACAGAUUUCGAAGACGGCCAACCGGGCGUCGUUGCUAAAGGCAAGGCUGUACGAGAGCCUUACAUGAAUCUUUUGGACACUCUCUACGACCUUACAGCACAGGUCAAGAAGAGAGAAGAGCACUCGAUCGCGCGAGCAAGGGAACAGUUUGAAGCACAGAAGAUGGCCGAUGAAGCGGCCCGCACAAUUGCACAGAGAAAUGCCGAUGACGCAGAUGACGACGACGAGGUCCAGAUUGCGAGACGUCUGAAAGAAAAAGACGACGCUUUCCAAACCCAACUGCAGGCUAUUUCUGCCGGGUACAAUGCACAGACACAUGUUCUCAAGAAGACGCUCACGUACGCAUGGAUUGCUCUGAUGCGAGCUAUCAGACGUGUCCAAGGCAAAGGAAACCCAAAGGAAGACAUAGCCGGUUUCCGUGGUGUGUUCACCGAGGCUCGUAAGAAGGGCAAGCUGCUUAGCGAAGCGUACGUCGCAAGUGCACUCAUCGAGCAUCACUGUUACCAAGAUCCGGCGGCACAGAAAAUCUUCGAGCGCGGUAUGAAACUCUUCCCGGAGGAUGAGCAGUUUGCGUUGGAGUAUAUCAAGCACUUGAUCAAGCUGAAUGACUCAACAAAUGCUCGCGCCGUGUUCGAAACCGUUGUGGGAAAGCUGACAGCAAAACCGGAGAAUAUCCACCGAGCAAAAUCGCUCUUCGUGUUCUUCCACGAGUACGAAUCGCAAUUCGGCGAGCUCACUCAAAUCACAAAAUUAGAGCAGCGCAUGACCACCCUCUUCCCCGAGGAUCCCCAACUCUACCGCUUCUCGCAGCGUUUCGCAGGCCCGACCUUCGACCCUACAACCGUCCGCCCUAUCAUCUCCCCGCGAACACAGAUGAAGCCUGUAAUGCCUUCCAUCAUGUCAUCCGUCGAGGAGCCGAUGCCUGCUAUACCACCGCAGAUUAGAGAAGAACAGCAACGACUUGUAUCCCCGGGCCUAACGAACUCACCACAUCUCGGGAACUUGCUCCCUGUCGGCCAGUCACCGAAACGCCCCCUCGAGGAUGCAGACGACAGUGCGCAACCCCGCAAACUCGCUCGUGGCGAGUCACCCUUGAAAGGCGCCGCAGGUCGUCGUCUGGAUGCCGCAAGGCGGAACAUGGCGACGGGUGGCAGUGCACCCGUCGGCCUGCCUCAAGGAGUCAACUUCUUGCUAGGCAUUAUUCCGCCGGCGCAUACGUAUAGAGAAACGCGAUUCAAGGCAGAGGGCCUGGUCAACUUGCUGAGGGGUGUUGCGAGUAUACCUCUGCCUGCGGCGCAGGGUCAACUGCAACCACAGCGAUGGGGGACGACACCUACGACGGCACAGCAGCUGGCUAGCAUCCAGGAGAAGUAUGGGAAUCCUCACGCACAUCCUGGUGGACUCGCUUGGGGACCUUGAGAAUUUGUACAGAACAGUACAUCUCAAUACCUCACUCUUGAAUCAUUUAAUCAGAAGCGCUUGAUUUGAAAGCAGGCUGGGUUCCUAGAAUGGCAUAGGGUGGCGUAUAUAUUCUUUCCUUAUUCAGCAAACUUGGAAAAGACUGCAAGCAUGCAUAGAUGGGAAGAAUUGCCGGAAAUCCGGAUUUUUGUAAUGAUACUGGGUUGGCAGUACCUCUUUGGCAGGUUUCUGAGCGUGGCGUUGGGUCUGGUCGGCCUUAGUCCAUUCUCCUCAUAUGUUCAAAGUUAAAGGUGACGCAUUUAUAUGCAUCGCGUGUGUAGAAGCAAAACGAUCUCAUACUACAAUCUCGACCAGUC
This is a messenger RNA of Cucurbitaria berberidis CBS 394.84, 3707 nucleotides long. Its product is annotated as Suf-domain-containing protein. Gene Ontology annotation, molecular function: protein binding; mRNA binding. The record is from RefSeq and is a predicted model, not a curated record. Lineage: Eukaryota; Fungi; Ascomycota; Dothideomycetes; Pleosporales; Cucurbitariaceae. The transcript has 5 exons. Gene Ontology annotation, biological process: mRNA 3'-end processing. Bases 235 to 3351 code for a protein of 1038 amino acids. Gene Ontology annotation, cellular component: nucleus.